CAGGCAAACUGUGGGAUGGUCAAGGGAAAUGCACCGGUGUAGACGGUCCUGUGUGGGAGACCUGGAUGCACCUGUCACUCACUGUAAGGACACAGGAGAAGAGGUGGACGAGGAAGUGGCUGCUGUAACUUCACACGGUUGUUUGGUGGCGUAUCAUAUAUAUACACCUGGAUACCUUAAGACAGAAAAUACAGAGAAUACAUUUUUUGAGCGUUUUGAACAUUAUCUUCUCAAAAGAGGCAGUGUGAAGAAACCUGUUGGAUUUUGUAGAGCUCCAGUUGGGAUGUAGACUGAGGAUCCAGUUCCGUCUCUUCCACUCUGCUUUCGGGUCUCUCGAAGCCAACAGAUGGCCACCGUGAAGAAUUCUGUGUCCGAGGACCCCCUCCUAGGCAAAGGGCCUGACGAAGACGCCUCAGAGGUGUCUUUGUCAGAAAGUGAGUCGGAUUCUGGGAGUGUCCUCUCAGAUGACUCAGUGCUUCCAGACUACCAGCAGGAAGAUGGUUCACGGGGCACCGCCAACACGCUGUAUGAGGCGUGUGCUCGGAACAACACCCUGGCACUCCGUAAGGUUCUGGAGAGAGGGGUUACCAAAGAGGAGGUCAUGAAGGUGGACCACAAUGGUUGGACCGGUCUGAUGGUGGCGUGCUAUAAGGGUUUUUUGGAAAUUGUGCAACAUCUUCACCACUGUCCCUACCUGGACAUAAAUCACCAGGACAACGAUGGCAACACUGCACUGAUGAUCGCUUCACAAGCAGGUCACACCAUUACAGUGACCUACAUCCUCAACUACUACCCCGGAGCAGACACAGAGAUCCGGGACUGCCGUGGCUUCACUGCACUCAUCAAAGCUGCCAUGCAGGGCCGAGACGAUGUGGUGUCUUCUCUCGUCAUGGCUGGUGCAGACCUAAAUGCUGUAGACUCUACGAAGCAGAGGUGUGCGCGGGACUGGGCACUAAAGACGGGCCGCUACGAGACGUUGAACCGCCUCCGCCGCCUCAACCUGCGGCCUAGAGCUGAGCAGUUCGCUGAGAGCUACGUCCCCGAAUGGCCAGAGCUGAAGGUGCUGGUGGCCAAGGCCAUGGCCAACAAGAGCGCCAGCCAGAAGAUCACCCAGCGCAUCAAGUCCACCUUCGGCUUCAACUUUCCCCGAGAUCCCCAGGAAAACGGGGUCUUGGACCACAUGGUGCGUAUCACCACCAGCAUCCACAGCCCUCUAGUGGCCACCGGCUGCCGGCCCCUCUGCCCCACCAGCCCCCCUGAAGUGGGGAAGAGGCGCCUGGCCGUGCCAGAGCUGGCGAAGAAGCAUUCAGAGAAGGAGCUGGGGGAGAGCUCUGUGUGCCACAGCAAUGGCUCCGUAUCCUCCAUCAUUCCCCACAUCCACUCAGCCGAGACCAUCGCCACGUCCUGCUGCGUGGACACAGAGCGCAGGGGCAGCAUAAUCUCUAUAGCUUCCACCGGGGUGCGCACCUUCAUCCCCAGGCACAUGGCCCACAGGAACAGUGUGUUCCCCUCUGGCUGUAUCCCAAAGAUCCAGAUAGUCAAGUCUGGAGAGCCCACGCCUAAAAAGGAGAAGAAGAAGAAGAGGCACAAGGGUCAUCUGGAGCCGCCCAUAUGGAAGUACAAGGCAGAGAAGCAGGAGAAGAAGAAGGCAGAGAAAGAAAAAGAGAAAACCAAGAAGGAAAAGAAACAGAAGAAACAGAAGAAGUGAGGUGUCUAACAAUGACAAUUUAUUUUAAUUCCGCCCACUUCCAAUAUUUUUUUCCUAGAGUUACACUUAAAACGUUAUGCCACGUUCACACUGUGAGCUUGACUGUAUCUGAAUUCUGAAGUACUGCUCAGUACUAGAAGGGCUGAACUCCAGAUCAUUUGGCCAACGCAGUAGACGUUUUUCUUAAGGUCAUAUCAUUCAUACUGCUUUGUAAAUAUUUAGUUUUGUAAAAACUGUUUUAGAAACUUUCUUUGACUUUUAGGGGAUGGAUUAAACUAUUAUCCAGGGUAUACCGAUAAUACAAUGCUGUCUUUUUGUCUUGUUGGCAUGGGUGUCAAUGGAGAAAUACGAUUUUGCCCUAUCUAAAACAAAUGUACUACUCAGGGUUUACUGAUUUACAAGGAAUUUACAAGGAACUUUCAACUGCCUUUGGUCUCUUUCAACAGUGAAAGAGACAGUCUUCCUAAACCAUCAUCCUAGAUGGUAAUUUCUCUUUACACAUAGACCUACUGUAUGUACAAGUUUAUUGCGGAAAAGGAUAGGCUUAGUCCCUUUCUGUAAAUUCUCAGGAAUUCAAGACUCACAAAAACACACGUAUACUAGGCCUACACCUCAGGGAUAACUUAAAUCAAAUCACAGUGCUAAAAUUAUCAUUUUUGAAAAUGUUUAAAGGCUUAUGCAAGUGUGCAAAAAUAUUGCGUUUUGUUGAAUGCUUAUAUAGAAACGAAGGCACUUUGGGUAGUGCAGUUGGAUAUUUCUGCUGUCUGUAUUUUUCCAAAUUUGGAUGCCAUUUUCAAACAAUAGCUAUCUUACUGCUGAUAUAAUGAAUUGAUUUAGUUGAUAAAUGUGUUGGUCCUUUUAUUUUGUAAAUAUUGUAAAUAAACCAUAGUGAGAUGAUGUGAUUUUA
Oncorhynchus nerka (sockeye salmon) is the source of this 2615-nucleotide messenger RNA. RefSeq names its product photoreceptor ankyrin repeat protein-like. NCBI's taxonomy places the organism in Eukaryota, Metazoa, Chordata, Actinopteri, Salmoniformes, Salmonidae. Bases 347 to 1708 code for a protein of 453 amino acids. The record is from RefSeq and is a predicted model, not a curated record. Gene Ontology annotation, molecular function: protein binding. The transcript has 5 exons.